AUGAAAUUCUUGGAGGUGGCAGGCGUGCGCAACAUUCGACCCAAAUCAAAACCUUGGAGUGACAAAGAUGACACCAUGAGAGCACCCUUGCUAUUGCUACCUCUGCGACUCCUUGGAGGCGAGCGUCCUCUUCGCAGCAUGGAGCCUCUCGUGGUCCAACAACGUCGUUCCUCCUUUGGUUCGACGAGACUUUUGCAGUCUUUUUCCAGUGGCGACAACAAUGAUGCUGCUGCUGCCAACAACAAUAAUGUACAGGCACCACCCAGAAAAGCCAUGGUGUCAUUCCAUCAAGACGAGUUUCAGGAUUGGGUAGCCGAGCUGGAAUGUGGGCAUUUCCAGCAUGUAAGACACAAUCCCCCGAUGGUGGAAAGACCCUGGGUAUUGACGGAACAAGGACGAGCAUCGUUUCUGGGCUACAAGCUUCCUUGCAAAAAGUGCUUGGAACGUGCACCCAAAGACAAGCAAUGA
Seminavis robusta is the source of this 468-nucleotide messenger RNA. The record is from the annotation of a GenBank genome assembly. Lineage: Eukaryota; Bacillariophyta; Bacillariophyceae; Naviculales; Naviculaceae.